Molecule: messenger RNA, 1087 nt
Organism: Brassica rapa (field mustard)
Lineage: Eukaryota; Viridiplantae; Streptophyta; Magnoliopsida; Brassicales; Brassicaceae
Product: basic leucine zipper 24
Biological process (GO): DNA-templated transcription; regulation of transcription by RNA polymerase II
Molecular function (GO): RNA polymerase II cis-regulatory region sequence-specific DNA binding; DNA-binding transcription factor activity, RNA polymerase II-specific
Source: RefSeq, a predicted model, not a curated record
GUUGACAAUUAACAUUAAAGAACCAAUUCUAUCUUUUUCGUUAGAAUAUUUAAUUGCGAUAAGAUAUGGUAAAUGGUUUAUGCCUCUUCCAGUAAGGUUUAUUCCAUCAUAAUUUCAGGUCAUCAAGACCAUGUCUAGGUAAACCAUCAUCUUCUUUGUUCUCAAAAUCAAAAAUCAUAUUUAUCUUUUGUUGUUGCAAGGAACUCAGAGGAGACCAACACGUUUCUAGCUUUGAUUCUCUAUCUGGAGUUUAGAAUCUAAGAUAGAUAUGGAUGGGGAAGAGAUAGAGCCUUGGGCUCGUGCAUCAGGAGGAUGUAGUCACACUCAUAGUUGCAAUCCUCCAGGACCAGAGGAUGCUUCUCACUCACACACAUGCUUCCACACUCACACUCAUCUCAUCAUCCCUGAUUCGCAAGAGAAUGACCAUUCUGACAGCAGCAACAAGAGGCGGCCAUGUGGGAACAGAGAGGCAGUGAGAAAGUACAGGGAGAAGAAGAAGGCUCGCACGGCAUACCUUGAAGACGAAGUCAAGAGACUGCAAUCUAUGAAUGAAUUCUUGCUUAGAAAGCUUCAGAGUCAAGCAAUUGUGGAAGCUGAAAUCAUCAGACUCCGGACUCUUCUGGCAGAGAUGCAGAAAACAAUUGAUGAUGAACUCGGUGGUUUCUCGUUUCAGAAGCAAUGCAACGGUUCUGGCUUUGUGUUCAAAGAAGAUGGAUGCAACGUAGCAACAAGGAAUAUGAUUUGCGAAGUGGCAAGAGUAGAGUGCGAGGAGGGCAAAACACUUCAUGAACCUAUUCAUUCUUUUGUUCCCCAUUCACCACCAUUCUCACGUUAAGGCUUUCCACAGGUUGUGGUAUAGUGUAUAUCUAUAUAUAUACAUACAUUUACGGGUUUUAUUAGGGCAUAGAGGUUAUACUCCAAAACAGUUAACAGCUACACAGAUUGCAGCUUAUUUCACAUAUGUCUAUUUUGUUGGUACCAAAACAUAUUUGAUUAGAUGUAAUUUGAUAUGGAAUGAUAAGGAUGAGGAGGAUUGUAGGUGUAUGUAUGAUGAUGAUUGUGGGCUUGAAAGAUCUUUUGGGGUCCA